Microbotryum saponariae is the source of this 3738-nucleotide messenger RNA. The record is from the annotation of a GenBank genome assembly. Lineage: Eukaryota; Fungi; Basidiomycota; Microbotryomycetes; Microbotryales; Microbotryaceae.
AUGUCGGCCUUGUUCCGCAAACGAUCGGAUGACGGCCACGCCAUGCUCGCCCCCGACGAUCCCUACUAUGUGCGACAGGCGUACAGCAGCAGCAGUGUCGGUGGUGAUGGCCGAGCAGGAUCCUCCUUCUCGGCGCCUUCGUUCGACGAUCGCUUCAUCCACGACGAAGAUCGCGAGGUCUUUCUCGAUCGCAACGGACGAGGUCUCGGUUACAGCAAAGAAGGCAACGCGACGUUCGGCAAGAAGAAACUGCGAUCGUUCCCGUGGGCCAAAUCCAAGCCGACGUCAAUAGUCGUGCCGCAGCGGACUCCGAGCCCGAGACCGACAACGCCAACGAGCAUGGCACCGCUGCCGCCGUCGCCUGUCACCCCCAUCUCGGACCAGUUUACGACCCACGGCCUCGGCAUCUACACGACCACUAGCCCCGGCUCGGUCGCGUCGCUGAGUCCCGGACGUGCCACCGACUCGGGUCCCACGCUCGCACAGUUCCCCGCCCCACCGAGCUCACUCCCAUCCGUCACGUCGACGCUGAGCUCGGACUACUCGAGCAUUCAGUCGGUCCCGUCGAGGAUGCACUUGCCCCUGCCGAAGCGGAGAUCGUCGCUUAUUGCCGGGAUACCCAGCGGCAGUAAUGGCAGCGGAGGUCACGCGUUUAACGGCUCAGUGUCGACCGUCUCGACGUUCGAAACGACGUCGUCGUUCGCCUCGAGCAAACUCUUCCAUUCGAGCGUCGAUGACUACUACGACUCGAGCUCGGACGCGACGACCAUGUCCUCGUUGACCUCUUCCCCCGAGAGCAAGACACGACGCACGACGAACUCAGGGCGACGCAUGUGGAAGACCAAGGGCCUGCAAGAGUCGCCGCUGCGGCCCGACCAGGUCCUCCCGCCCUCGCAGCAGCAUCGUCGCGACGACGGCCUGCGACCGCCGUGCGAGGAAGACGAGGACGCCUACUUCGCUUCUACCACCUCCCUUGGCGCUACGACGUCACCUCACCCGAUCCCGUACCGUCGCAACUCGACGCCGAUGCCGGACUUUGUUGCGGCCAUGCUCGGCAUCGAACCCGAGACGCCGCCUCGCCCCAAGCGCUGGUCCGCUUCGUCGAACAAGCCCGCCGCCGAAUCGCCCCCCUUCGACCUCGCACGCGAAAAGGCCGCGGCCCGCCGGACAAGCCAACAAACGGUGCGACCCCUGGGGGGGAAUGCGGGCGCGGGCUCCGACGAGGACGCCGACGAUGAGGUGUCACCCCCGAGGCCGCGGCCGGCCCCGAGCGCAUUGCUCGACUGCCGCUCGCGCAUCCCGUCGAUCCGGUUCGAAGGCUUCGCCAUGGACUCGGUCUUUGCCGAAUUCGAACAGAAACUGCUCCGCUCCAAGACCUCGUCGACGUCAACGCCGACGAUCGAGGUUGCCGAAGCACCCGCGGAGGAGCGGAACCCCUUUCUCGAGACGGCCGCGGCCUCAGAUCACGAGACGAAGCUCCGCGAACGCAAGAGCACCCGCCGACGUACUCGCGUUAUCAGCGCCUAUCGCCCCUCGGAAGGUUACUUCAAUGUCGAGGAGGACGAGGUCACGCUCUCGCCCGCACCGCAGGUCAUGGACGCGUUGCGCAGCGAAUCGCCGCUCGCGGCGGCCUACGAGUCCAACGGCAGCGCAUCUUCCGCCAUGUCCCUGCCCUUGCCUUCGUCAUCAUCGUUGUCGCAGCAGCAGCUCAUGGUUGCUAGGCCGAGACCGGGUCCGCGUCGCGCCCAAACUCGUCCCGCCCGACUCGACGUCGACCUCGCCAACUCGCUCACAGAGUUUCAUCGAGGCGGCCUCGUCACGCCGACGAGCGCCUCGACCGUCACGCCGUACGGUGGUGUCGUCUCGCCUUCAGCCGACAGCGUCUUUUCAGCCACGACCUCCGAAGGGACCAUCGGCUCGGGUGAUGGCGCCGUUUCCCCGGUCAGCAUCGUUGCGCCGGCUUCCGCUCCGUCGAGCCCGCCGGCCCCUGUCGUGCUCCCACACUCGGUCGCGAACGUAGAGGCGGCCGGCCGUCGGACCCCACCGAUGACCCCCAUCAGCCCCGUCGACCCCACUCCGACCGCAGCGAGCCCGCCGUCACCGCCGCCGACGCGACCGCCGAUCCCGAGCGUCUUUGUCUUUCCUCCGAACGGCCCUUCGUACCGACGCGGCGAGAGCAGUGACUGGGAGGCGCCGCCGAAGCCGCCAAUGUACGCCGGUCCGACUAAGGUCACGUUGGUGCAGCCCAAGCGCAUGAUCCGCGCCUCGACGCGACCCGUAUCGUCGCUGCCGAAGCGCAACGUCGCCCGCCAGCCGCUGAUCGUGACGCCCAUCGUCGUCGCCGGCCCGAGUCCUGGACCUUUACCCCCUUCGCCAGCCCUGAGCUCGACGUCGACGAUCCACCCGCAGCGUCGAGCCGCGUCGCCCGUCGGAUGGUCCUUUCCACCGCGCGAACAGCUCCCUUCGCCUCCUUCCGCCAGCGCGAGUGCGAGCGCGAGUGUGAGCGCGAGGGGCUCGCCCGACCUCAGCAUCCGCCCCGCGUCUUUUUCGCCGAGCGACGAGUCCGGCUCGGACUGCGACCCGCUGCAGACGAUGAUGUCACGACUCAACGCACCCCACACCCCGCCUCGUGCUGCCGGCACGACGCAUUCGACCUCGACGCCGACGACGCCUCGCGGCCAGGACCACCCCAAUGGCCUGACGAUGAUGGCGCUACUGCGGCACACGAGCUCGCAAACGGGACUGUCGAUGCUCGAGCGCGAGCUGGGGAGCUUGCCGACGAGCUCGUCGACGGCGUCGUUCGAAGGAGGACCGCAGAUCUUGGUUACGGCGCCACCUCACGACGACGACGAUGACAACGACGAAGAGAUCGAACACGUCGACCACGGCUUGGACGACGAGAUCGCGACCGGCGUAGCGGUACCGGUACCCCACUUGAUGCGCGCCGCUUCCAAAUCCUCGACCUCGUCUUCGGGGGUUUCGACGAACGUCGACACGAUCCUGACGACGUACGAAUCCGACGACUCGGUCACGCGGUACGGCGAUGCGCCGCUGCUGCACAGCAACGUCGCGCCCCCGCUCGUGCCCAUCAUCAUCGACAAUCCGACCGUGCCCGAUUCAGAGCAUGCGCGCUCGCUUUCGGGCUCGUCAUCGUCGUCAUCGUCAUUCUCCUACGGCCUGGGCGCGGAGGACCACAACGACGACGACGCCCUGUCCCGCGGGUUCAGCGACGAAUCACUGCUGUCCCCGACUGACUCGGAGGUCGACCCCCUCGACGUCAUGUCGCGCGAGAUCGAGGACACGCUCGCGGAAAUCGAGGAAUCGGUCGCAAGCUCGUCGUCGAUGUCGAUCGCUUCGUUGAUGAUGGGAUGCUCGGUCACGCCCAAGUUGGGGGGAUCGAGCUUGACGCCGAGCCCAACCUGCGCUUCAGAAGACGCGUUUGGCACAUUCCCUGAUGCCGACGCCGACUCGGCAGAGGAAUUCACGCGGGGCAGUGCGAUCCCCGUGCGGAUGAAGAGAUCGGUGGCCGCGACUGCGGCCCCGAGCCAUUCCCGCAAUUGGUCCGACGUGUCAUGCUCGACAAUUAUGACCGACAGCACCGAGUCGUCGACGUCCUCGUCUUCGACCAACUCGUCGGACGAACACCACGCCGAGAUCGCGGUCGUCAUGACGGGGCAACGCAUCUCGCGCAGGACGGUUGGCGCCGUCGGGGUUGGGGUGUUUGGGCAGGCGAUGUAG